Messenger RNA from Rhincodon typus (whale shark), 1111 nucleotides. RefSeq names its product dynein axonemal assembly factor 6 (gene dnaaf6). Bases 99 to 683 code for a protein of 194 amino acids. NCBI's taxonomy places the organism in Eukaryota, Metazoa, Chordata, Chondrichthyes, Orectolobiformes, Rhincodontidae. Gene Ontology annotation, molecular function: protein-folding chaperone binding; dynein intermediate chain binding. The transcript is spliced from 7 exons. Gene Ontology annotation, cellular component: cytoplasm. Gene Ontology annotation, biological process: flagellated sperm motility; axonemal dynein complex assembly. The record is from RefSeq and is a predicted model, not a curated record.
AGCUGUCAAUCAAAUCUCGCCGCCAUGUCCAUGGUUCCCAUAGCGACGCGAAGAAUCGCUGGAAUAGGGCAUUUAUUCAGCUCUGACAAGGUAACAAGAUGGAUUUCACCUUCUCAGCUGACCAACUGCAAGCUUUGUCAAACCUGCUGUCCUGUUCAGAUCGAGAAGAGGAGGAACUGGAUGAGGAGCCUUGUGCAGGAGGUUUUGAACUGAACCCUGGGCAGAUUGGGCCACCUAAAGGAUCGAAUCCUACAGCUAAAGAAGAUUCCAAGCCUGAAAAACCUUCAAACCCCAAACAGAUCUGGGCAGAGGUUGAUAUGCCUGAGGGGUCAGAGUUUGAGGAUAUCUGGGAUCCAAGAAAACAGCCUGAAUAUGAGAUUUUGUUCAAACAACAAGUUGGCACAGAAGAUGUGUUUCUCGGCAUGAGCAGAAAGGAUAACUCCACAGCCUGCUGUGAAGACAUGGUGAUAAAAAUCAAGCUACCAGAUUGCAAACCAGCAGAUGUCACUCUGGACAUCAAAGAAUGCUUUCUUGCUCUUCGAUCGCCUGACUAUAGACUGGGAUUGCACCUGCCUCAUUCAGUGGAUAGUAAGAAUGGAAAAGCACGUUUCAACACAGACACUCAAACACUGGAAGUUACCUUAACUAUGAAGAGAGAGUUUGAUUUCAUUAACUUUGCUUGAGCCAAGUAAUGAGGAUUAGGAAUUGUCAGUGGGUACUUUGUGUAUUCAAGCACACAUGCUCAGAUUGCUGUCUGUCUACAUUUAACAUUUUGGUUUUAAAGAGGCAGUUUUAUGUUUAUUCUCCAUUCUGGAAGUAAAAUAGGAUUAAAGGAAUUCAAUUACCAUUUUAGCUUUGUGCGAUUAAAUCAUAACCUGUAGAAGUAAUACAAAUGUAAAAUUUCACACUUCUCCAGAUGUUUCUGCUGAUGAAUGAUUUGAUUGGUGUUCAAAGGAUUCCUGUGGGCAUUUUUGUUUAGGGAAUUUUUUUUUAAACCACAAGUACUUCUGGCUUGUGACAGUAAUGCUCCACUGUAGUAUUACAGAAAAUUUUUAUUGCUUGCUUUGUGAAAAUGUGAAACAGUUUAAUAAAUGCUGAUGUUUAAAUGAUA